Brassica oleracea var. oleracea is the source of this 1756-nucleotide messenger RNA. Its product is annotated as putative two-component response regulator ARR19. Gene Ontology annotation, molecular function: DNA binding. The record is from RefSeq and is a predicted model, not a curated record. Gene Ontology annotation, biological process: phosphorelay signal transduction system; cytokinin-activated signaling pathway. The transcript is spliced from 5 exons. Bases 33 to 1685 code for a protein of 550 amino acids. Lineage: Eukaryota; Viridiplantae; Streptophyta; Magnoliopsida; Brassicales; Brassicaceae.
CAGUCUAAAUCUCUACAAAAGUAAAAUUUGUAAUGUCGGAGGGAAGUAGAACCGAUGAUGGCGAUAUAACUCUAUUUAAGCAGCGAGAAACUUCUCAAAUGAGCUCUUUUCUCAACGAAUUUCCGGCGAGUGCUAAUGUUCUUGUUGUCGAACCCAAUUUUGUAACUUUACGUAAGAUGAAAAACCUCAUGAUCAAAUACGGCUAUCAAGUGACGGUGUAUGCGGAUGCAGAAGCAGCUCUCGCGUUUCUGAGAAACUGUGAACAUGGGAUUAAUCUCGUGAUCUGGGAUUUUCAUAUGCCUGGAAUUAAUGGAAUCCAAGCUCUCAAAAUCAUUUGUACAAAGAUGGAUCUGCCUGUCGUAAUUAUGUCUGAUGAUGACCGAACAGUAUCGGUGAUGCAAGCAACGGUUCAUGGUGCAUGCUACUAUGUUAUGAAACCGAUUAGAAAGGAGAUCAUAGCCACCAUAUGGCAACACAUUGUACGUAAGAGGAUGAUGUCUAAAUCAGGUGUAAUUCCACCGGUUCAAUUAGAUGUGGUUCAGAAUAACGAUGGUUUCAAGGAAAACAAAGAUGACUCCAUGCCCGUGGACCAAGGUAAUAGUGAACAAAACAUCAAUAUGAUAGGAGAAAAGGCAGAAAAGAAACCGCAAAUUGGAGAAAAUCUACCAAUCCAAUCAGAUUCGGUUCAGAAUAACGGUUCAGACCAAGACAACAACGAUUCAUGGACCACAAGCCCAUACAACAGUGAACAAAACAUCGAUGGAGAAGAAAGAAAGCAACUGAAGACACGGGUGGUGUGGACUAAUGAUCUUCAAGAGAAAUUUCUCGAAGCCGUCAAUACUCUUGGUGGUGCAAGAAAAGCUAAUCCCAAGCCACUUCUCAAAAUGCUGGAAGACAUGAAUAUCAAAGGGCUCACUAGAAGAAAUGUGUGUAGUCAUCUUCAGAAAUAUCGUCUUAGUCUUCAGGGAAAACAAAUCACUCAACAGAUGCAAGAGUUUGGUUGGUCCAGUGCAUGUACAACUUCACCUCUCUUAGGUUUGAACAAUGUUCACACUGCAACAUCGUCCCUUAUAAAUGGUGGAGCCUCUUACCCGGUCCAGGAGAAUCAGUAUCAAAAUGGCUACAUGGAAGUGAACAAAAACAAAACUGCAUCCUCGUCCCUUAUGACUGGUCGAGCCACUUUCCCGGUACAGGACAAUCACUAUCAAAAUGGCUACAUGGAAGUGAACAACAACCACGCUGCAUCAUCGUCCCUUAUGAAUUGUCGAGCUACUUACCCGGUCGAGGACAAUCAGUAUCAAAAUGGCUACUUGGGAGUGAACAACAACCAGGUCAUGACCAAUACUAUGCCUUAUGAUUUUGACCAUGAUAACUAUUUGCAGAAGCAGAAGCUUGAACAACAACAACAAUAUCAACUUUCUAAUCAAAUGAAGCCUGAAAAAGCUUCCAACAUCGAUAUACUAAAGGAUCUCGGACUGGCGUAUACUAUGCCUCGUUUGCCCUAUGAUCUUGGCCAUGGGAACCAUCUCCAGCAGGAACAACAACAUCAGCUUCCUCAUCAAUGGAAUAACGUGAUGAGUAACAAUGAACCGGAACAAGCUUCCGGCAAUGGUGUAACGGGCGUUGAGGGGACUUAUCCAAGUUUACCGUAUGACCCAAACGACUUCUAUAGUUACAAUAAGUAAUUUGGCUGUUUCUUGGAAGUUUCAUGAUUUGUGAGAGAAUCAUCAGUGACAUGAAGAAAAGGAAGGGAAGA